This is a messenger RNA of Podospora pseudocomata, 2868 nucleotides long. It is a transcript of the gene ASN1, whose product is annotated as asparagine synthetase. Lineage: Eukaryota; Fungi; Ascomycota; Sordariomycetes; Sordariales; Podosporaceae. The transcript has 8 exons. Bases 636 to 2387 code for a protein of 583 amino acids. The record is from RefSeq and is a predicted model, not a curated record. Gene Ontology annotation, cellular component: cytosol. Gene Ontology annotation, molecular function: asparagine synthase (glutamine-hydrolyzing) activity.
CACACCUUUAUAUCGCGAUUAUCGCAACUUCUUAUCAAGGCGGUUUAUCUAAUUGUGGAGGGCCGGAACGGGUUCUGGCACACGGCUGGGACGGUCUCGCCUCCGAGUCCCCAGGUUCCGGACCGCGCUAACAAAUUAUACCAGGGGGUGGAUUUGAGGAGUGGCGAUAUCGGCGUCCACUUGGCUCCUCAAGAUUAACAAUGGAGGACUAGGAAGCCCCGGGUACCAAGAGGUCUGGGGUCUUAGAAGGUACUUAAAAUUUUGCAGGGGCAAUGUAGUCGACUCAUACUCCAAAGCCAAAUUUGGAAUUCCCAGACAAAUUUCUGUGACUCUUACCCAUCUCUUCCUUUCCACACCUUUGUGCUGUGGCCUCCUUCCUUCAAAAACCAUCCCACGCUCUUCUGCAGCUCUCACCUGUAGACCAACCAUCAGCUGCUCACCUGCGCCUUGCCGGAUCGAACGCCCUCUCUCCCAUCGCAACAGACACCAGCUUGCGCGCGCCGCGACGGCCAGAGUAAGUAUAAAGACGGUUGUCACUGACUGGCUUGUAGUCCGCUCUCAACGUCCGCUCCAAAAUCCCAAGAACUAGUUGCCUCCUAGCCUCCCGUCCAAAAACAAGAGAAUAGACAGUCAACAUGUGCGGCAUCUUCGCCUGCCAUAGUCACCCAGACGUCGCCAAAUUCAAGCCGACUGCUCUGAAGCUUUCCAAGCAGAUCAGACACAGAGGCCCGGAUUGGAGUAAGAAUCUCACCCCUGACGUUAUCUCUAACAACACGAUUCUGUGCCAUGAACGGCUCAGCAUCGUCGGUGUUGAGAGCGGAGCUCAGCCACUUACCAAUGCCGAUGACAGCAUUAUCCUCGCCGUCAACGGCGAAAUUUACAACCACCGUCUUGUUCGCAAGACCUUGAAGACCCCCUACCACUUCAAGACCACCUCGGAUUGCGAGGUUGUGAUUCCUCUGUACCUCGAGUAUGGCAUUGAUGCGCCCAAGCACCUCGAUGGCAUGUUCUCCUUCGUUCUUUACGACAAGAAGAAGGACCGCACAAUCGCCGCCCGCGACCCCAUCGGUAUCACAACCCUUUACCAGGGCUGGUCCUCCAAGGAGCCCGGCACUGUCUACUUCGCUUCCGAGCUGAAGUCCCUCCACCCCGUCUGCGACAAGAUCGAGGCUUUCCCCCCCGGACACAUCUUCGACAGCUUGACUGGCGAGAGGACACGGUACUUUGAGCCCACAUGGUGGGAUGGCGAGAAGAUCCCCCAGACCCCUGUCGACCUCAAGAAGCUCCGCGAGACUCUUGAGAGGUCUGUCAGGAAAAGGUUGAUGGCUGAGGUUCCUUAUGGUGUUCUCCUUUCCGGCGGUCUUGACUCUUCGCUUGUUGCUUCCAUUGCCCAGAGGGAAACCCUGCGCCUGAAGAAGCUUGCAGAGGAGGCCAACGGCGCCGCUGAGGAGAAGCCUGAGGAUUUGGACAAGGGCGAGGGUCUUGUUGGUCUCGAUGACGAGGGCAAGCUCUCUACGAUGACCUUCCUUCCCCAGCUCAACUCCUUCUCCAUUGGCCUUCCCGGCUCUCCUGACAACGAGGCUGCCCUCAAGGUGGCCAAGUUCCUCGGCACCAAGCACCACGUCAUGACCUUCACCAUCGAGGAUGGUCUUAACGCCUUGUCUGAUGUCAUCUACCACCUCGAGACCUACGAUGUCACCACCAUCCGUGCCUCGACUCCCAUGUACCUGCUCUCUCGCAAGAUCAAGGCCAUGGGCAUCAAGAUGGUCCUCUCUGGUGAGGGUUCCGACGAGAUCUUCGGCGGUUACCUCUACUUCCACGGCGCCCCCAACAAGGAGGAGUUCCACACCGAGUGCGUCCGCCGCGUCAAGAACCUUCACUUGGCCGACUGCCUGCGCGCCAACAAGUCCACCUCCGCGUGGGGUCUUGAGGCCCGUGUGCCCUUCCUCGACAAGGAGUUCCUCGAAGUGUCGAUGAACAUCGACCCUGCGGACAAGAUGAUCAACAAGGAAAGAAUGGAGAAGUACAUUCUCCGCAAGGCUUUCGACACCUCGGACGACCCGACCGCCGAGCCCUACCUUCCCGACAACAUCCUCUGGCGCCAGAAGGAGCAGUUCUCUGACGGUGUCGGAUACGGAUGGAUCGAUGCCCUCAAGGACAACGCCGAGCUCCACGUCACCGACGAGAUGAUGAAGAACCCCAAGCCCGAGUGGGGCAGCGAUAUCCCUGACACCAAGGAGGCCUACUGGUACCGCCUGAUGUUCGACGAGCACUUCCCCCAGUCGUGCGCGUCGACCGUCAUGAGGUGGACACCCACAUGGUCCAAGCAGACGGAUCCCAGUGGCAGAGCUAUCUCGAUCCAUCAGGCCAAGUAUGAGGAUGCUUAAAUGUCUUUCCCAUCAUUUUUGUAUAUGAGUCAUGGCUUCCGGAGGGUCUGGUAUCUAGCAGGGCGUCAUGUCAAAAGAUAGGGUAAGGGAUGCGUUGAAGUACAGCACAGCUAGCCUGUGAGAAUGCAAAAGCUCUGAAAAGUUCAUUUUGGUGCAGGGUUUUUGAUGGCUGAAUUGCCUUGGCAAGGCAUAUCCGUAGAUAUGCAGGCUGUGAUCUUGGGGGUGAUGAGCAGGAGGGAAUGCAAUGCAGAUAUCAACCUGAUAAAACCUGGGGAAGAAGAGCCAAGCUCUCAAAGCUGGAGCCAAAGUGUCUGCAUAGAGGAAACAGCCGCCAAUGUGCUAAGCGGAUUCAUCCACGUGGAGGACCUUGACAUAAACUACCACCUAUAUGAACAAGGGGUUCUGUUAAAGGGAACAAACAAAUAACUGCCUUGACAAACAUUGAAUAUAGGUAAUGACCAAAAAGAUUGCUCAGACAUGC